Magnolia sinica is the source of this 818-nucleotide messenger RNA. Its product is annotated as oxysterol-binding protein-related protein 4B-like. The coding region runs from base 356 to 694 and encodes 112 amino acids. Gene Ontology annotation, molecular function: sterol binding. NCBI's taxonomy places the organism in Eukaryota, Viridiplantae, Streptophyta, Magnoliopsida, Magnoliales, Magnoliaceae. The transcript is spliced from 2 exons. The record is from RefSeq and is a predicted model, not a curated record. Gene Ontology annotation, cellular component: membrane; intracellular membrane-bounded organelle; cytosol.
CGCCCCCUCUGGCACUGGAGGGUGGAUUGGCCGUUGAACACAAGGUUCCCAGUAGUCUCGAGCGCAUUUUAAGCUUAUUAAAAAAUGUACGGCCAGGAUCUGAUCUCACCCAAUUACAGGCAAGUCUUUCCUCUUUCAAGCGAGCCCAACUCAUGGACUGAAGAGAAAUGAUUACGUACAGGCAAUUAUGUGGACUUUCAUAUACAUAUCUGUCUUCAGGCUGAUUUGUCACGUGUGUAUGACAUCUGAGCCGUGCAAAAGAUGGGCCACUGCAUGAAUAUCAUCUGGCUUGAAAAUCAGAUUGACCAACUCGUUGGGUGGGUCGCAUGUGUUUGCUGUCAUUCCACGGCUAUUAAUGGAUUUGAAGGUGUGGCCCACCUUUGGGUGGGUUAGCCUCAUCUUCAUGUGUUCCCCACCUUCUGCACCGCUUCCUCCUAUCUUCAAUCUGCCAAAAUCACAACUUCAGUUGUAUGGUGAGUCUGUGUACUGCAUUGGUGAGGAUACGCUGAGCAGGUGUGCUAAUGGAAAGAACGCUCUAGAGAGAUUCACGAGCAUUGUUACAUGGAAUAUAACGACAGCUCAGCCAGCGAUCUUUGGUUUAGCACUGUUCAAUCCCGUGCUUGGAGAAACGCACCAUGUGUCGAGGGGAAGUUUAAAUGUUCUUCUUGAACAGGUAAGCAUUCAUGAGGAGUGAUCCAUUGCACUUCCAUUGAAUCUAUCAAUAACAACUGUAUAAUCUUCACCAAAUGGUUUUUGGGGCUGUUUGGGAACAUUGAAAACCAUAGACAAGAAAUUGGUUUCCAUAGAAAUCUACUUUC